GUGCACUGACCGUGCAUGUCGCGCGGUAGGGUGUGAUCAGCCUAGCCAGCCUUCCUCGCCUUGAAAUACCAGAGUUUAUCUCCGUUUCACCAGUUUUUCUACCUCUCUACCCACAUUACAAUGGACCUGUUAUCAGAGGCCCCCUCCUGCGACCCAGAAAUCCAGCCGGAGCUCCUGAAAAUCAGAGAAUACGUCUCUCCCGCCUACGCGACCUUGGCCGUCCCGGUGGACUGCGAGCCCAGACUGGCCGCCGACGUAGCGACCACCUCCUCUUACAGGCGUCACUCGCAAGAUCACCAGCAGGCUAUCCAGUGGUUUGGUAUUGACGUGGGCGGUACGCUGGUCAAGGCAGUCUACUACGAGACUCAAAACGACAAGACAGACCCACUCACCGAGGGAGAGGGAGUAGCGGCCAUGAAGAAAUUCAUCAAGUCAAACCUCAAGUACGGGUCCACAGGGAUACGAGACCAGCGACUAGAGAUGCAUGGACAGAAGAUCGGAGGCUACACCGGCACCCUCCACUUCAUCAAGUUUGCCACCAACCGGAUGUGCGGUUUCUUCGACAUGGCAACCAACAACGGACUGGCCCGGUUUCCCAAGGUCGUAUGUGCCACAGGUGGCGGCGCCUUCAAAUUUGAAAGUGCCUUUCAAGAGCGACUAGGUGUGAAGCUGGCCAAGUACGACGAGAUGCAGAGCCUCAUCACCGGUCUCCACUACCUCUGUCGCGAGUACCUGGACGAGUGCUACUACUGGGAGAACCCUAACUCAGACCAGAGUCACACAGUCCCGUUCCAGCUGGGCCCCGAUCCGUACCCUUACAUCAUCGUCAAUAUCGGCUCCGGAGUCAGCAUUCUUCGCGUCAACUCGGCCAAUGACUUCACGAGGAUCGGUGGUACUAGCGUGGGUGGGGGGACGUUCACAGGGCUGUGUAGCUUAUUGGCAGGGGUUGACUCGUUCGAGGCGGCAAUCACGCUGGCAGAGAAAGGGGACAGUCACAGGGUGGACAAACUGGUGCGGGAUAUUUACGGCGGGGACUACAGCAGGUUUGGACUCGGCGACCAGAGUCACACAGUCCCGUUCCAGCUGGGCCCCGAUCCGUACCCUUACAUCAUCGUCAAUAUCGGCUCCGGAGUCAGCAUUCUUCGCGUCAACUCGGCCACUGACUUCACGAGGAUCGGUGGUACUAGCGUGGGUGGGGGGACGUUCACAGGGCUGUGUAGCUUAUUGGCAGGGGUUGACUCGUUCGAGGCGGCAAUCACGCUGGCAGAGAAAGGGGACAGUCACAGGGUGGACAAACUGGUGCGGGAUAUUUACGGCGGGGACUACAGCAGGUUUGGACUCGGCGGUGAAGUGGUAGCUAGCAGUUUUGGGCACAUGGCAAACGUGGACAGACGUAAGAGUGCUCGUCCGGAGGACCUGGCAAAGGCGACUCUCGUGACGGUCACCAACAAUAUUGGAGCUAUUGCCAGGAUGUGUGCCUCUAUCUCUGGGGUUGAGAGAGUGGUGUUUGUAGGUAACUACCUGUGUGGGAACGAGAUGUCCAUGCAGAUGUUGGCCUACGCCAUGGAGUACUGGUCACAGGGACAGAUCAAGGCCCUCUUCCUCAGACACGAGGGUUACUUCGGAGCUCUCGGCUGCCUCCUCAGCAGAUUGAACUCCAGCAGCCAGGGACCUGAUUGAGUAUUCCCCACACUCCGCUCUCCUCUGAUAAACGUUUUGUCUCUAAACUCUCAAAUUUGCACUUGUGUUUGUUUGUGCCACACAUCUUCCAUUCUAUUGUAUCACAUUCACUGCCACUCACUCGUUUGUUUGCAUCAGUAAAGCAUUCUAUAUGAUCCAACCAAUAAUCCGUUUCCUGAUGACGUACAAAACGACAGAAAUGAAGAAUAUGAACGCUAGAAAUAUCAACACUUUGUCAGUGAUAUCUCUCCUCCCCAGCUUGGAAAUGAGGCCCUGACCGACUUUGAUGUUGGAGCCAAUUUCCUCCAUUCCUGAUUUAGUCUCUUGGAGCUUUCCAGAAGAUAUUGCUAGUACUCCUAGCGCCCCCUGGGCGUGUUGUACCUGACCGUGCAUCAUCUGUCUCAGUUCUACGAGGCCUUCAGUCACGCUUUGCGCCUCCUGCUCCUCGCUUGCCGCCUUCCUGGUCAGCACAGUAUAUACCCAAAUGUAAGCGCUGAACAACUGGGGAUAGCAAAGUUCCCGGAGUGCUAAUAACGUACCGAUGUCUGAGGGACGAGAGAGUGUCUGAGGCAAAAAGAUCAUUUCUGGUGGCCUCCUCCUCUGCAGUUCUCUUCCUUCUAGUCGCAGAACCUCUCCCUGAGUUCAUGGUCUCCAAAUC
Molecule: messenger RNA, 2338 nt
Organism: Geodia barretti
Lineage: Eukaryota; Metazoa; Porifera; Demospongiae; Tetractinellida; Geodiidae
Source: the annotation of a GenBank genome assembly